Miscanthus lutarioriparius is the source of this 1191-nucleotide messenger RNA. The record is from the annotation of a GenBank genome assembly. Lineage: Eukaryota; Viridiplantae; Streptophyta; Magnoliopsida; Poales; Poaceae.
AUGGCCAUGGCCUCCCCGCCGCCCACGGCUCUCUGCUCCCGCCACUUGCGGCUCCACCUCCCCUACUCCUCCCCCGCUCCGCCCCGCCUGCCCACGGCCGCCGCCGCCGCCAUCACCACCACCUCUGCCUCUGCCUCCUCUUCUUCACCGCUCCGGCGCCGCCGCCGGCUCGCUGUCUCCCCGCGCGCGGAAGCUGGUACAGGGACCGGGACGGGGACCGGGACCGGGGACGUGGAGGCGCUCAGGGCCGGGGUGUCCGUGUACAAGCCGCGCUCCUACGACGUGCUCGUCACCGACGCCGCGCGCUCCCUCGCCUGCGCCAUCGACGACGGCAAGACCCGGCUCGAGAUCGAGUUCCCGCCUCUGCCAAGCAGCAUCUCUUCUUAUAAGGGCUCCUCAGAUGAGUUCAUCGAUGCCAACAUCCAGCUUGCUCUUGUUGUUGCUAGGAAGCUCAAAGAGCUCAAGGGGACUAGGUCCUGUAUAGUGUUUCCUGAUCAACCUGAAAAGCGUAGGGCGUCACAGUUGUUCAAGACAGCUAUAGACACGAUUGAGGGUGUUACUGUCAGUUCCCUGGAUGAUGUACCGACCGACCCUGUCAACAGCUUCUUCAAAUCAAUAAGAAAUACCCUGGAUUUUGACUUCUCAGAUGACAAUGAAGAUAGAUGGAAAUCUGAUGAACCACCAUCAUUAUAUAUCUUCAUCAACAGCAGCACGCGUGACCUUGCUUCUAUAGAGAAGUAUGUGGAAAAGUUUGCCGCAUCUGUUCCAGCCCUUUUAUUCAAUCUUGAACUAGAUACAUUGCGUUCUGACUUGGGGCUUCUGGGGUUUCCCCCAAAAGAUCUGCACUACCGGUUCCUUUCUCAAUUCACCCCAGUAUUUUAUAUCAGACAGCGUGACUACUCCAAGACCAUCGCAGUCGCUCCAUACAUAGUGAAUUACAGCGGAGCUGUAUUCCGCCAAUACCCAGGCCCCUGGCAGGUCAUGCUGAAGCAGGCUGAUGGCUCCUAUGCAUGUGUUGCAGAGAGUGAAGCUCGGUUCACUUUGGGACAGGCGAAAGAAGAACUAUUGAGGGUUAUUGGUUUACAAGAAGAAGAGGGAAGCUCACUUGAAUUUCUCAGAAGAGGAUACAAGAAUGCUACUUGGUGGGAAGAGAAAGUUGAUCAGGAGACGUCGGCUGCGUGGCGAACUUGA